AUGGAGACUCGCAGCGAGUCGAGCGAAGGGCCGCCGAGGCCGCGGUUGCAUCUGCCCGCAAGCUGCGAUCCGCCUGCGCCCAACGGGCCGACGAAGCAGCUGGUCUGGAUUAUCUUUGGCGGCACCGGCCACAUGGGCCGAUCCCUCGUCAAGAGCGCCCUUUCCCACGGCGACCUCGUCGCCUCCGUCGGCCGCGUCUUCGAGACGCGGCUCGAGGACAUGCAGGGCAUCCACGACAACUGCCUGGGCCUGCUGUGCGACGUGCGCUCGCGCGACUCGGUCAUCCGCGUCUUCCAGCAGGCCAUGGACCGCUUCGGCCGCGUCGACGUGGUGGCCAACUGCUCGGGCUACGGCGUCAUCGGCGCCUGCGAGGACCAGGACGAGCACGACAUACGCAACCAGUUCGAGACCAACUUCAUGGGCACGCUGCACAUCAUCCACGCCACGCUGCCCUACUUCCGCCGCCAGCAGGCCGGCCGCUACCUCAUCUUCAGCUCGACCUCGGGCGCCCUGGGCGUCCCCGGCCUGGGCCCCUACUGCGCCUCCAAGUACGCCGUCGAGGGCCUCAUCGAGGCGAUGCUCUACGAGACGGACGCCUUCCACGUCAAGGCGACGCUCAUCGAGCCCGGGCUGGUGCGCCGCGAUGAGCCCGACUCGGACACCAACCCGCUGCCCACCUGGGGCCACUUCUUCAUCAAGCCGCCCAGCGAGCACUACUCGACGGCAACGUCGCCGGCCCUCCACGCGAAGCGCAUGGUGCAGUGGCUGGGCGACCGCCAGCCCACCAGCGCCGUCAAGUGCGCCGAGCUGGUCUGGCAGCUGGGCCACUGCUCGUACCCGCCGCUGCGGCUGCUGCUGGGCAGCUACGCCAUUGAGAGCAUCAGGGACCGCAUGCGAUCCGUCACGGAGGAGCUGGAGGAUUGGAAGCAUCUCAACUUUGCGUCGCUGCCCGAUUCAGAGCAGGGCAACGACGAAAUGGAAGUGAAUGCCGAUUCUGCGGCCGUGUAA
This is a messenger RNA of Trichoderma citrinoviride, 1008 nucleotides long. RefSeq names its product NAD(P)-binding protein. The record is from RefSeq and is a predicted model, not a curated record. Lineage: Eukaryota; Fungi; Ascomycota; Sordariomycetes; Hypocreales; Hypocreaceae. The transcript has 2 exons. Bases 1 to 1008 code for a protein of 335 amino acids.